AUGCAUUUCAAGGUCUAUCUGUUACUAUACACCCAUCUUUUCGUCAUUAGUUGUUCUGAUGCCUUUAAUAUCACAACUAUCCUCAGCCAACACCCAUCUUUCAGUACCUUCAAUCACUAUAUCUCUCAAACCCAACUUACUGCAGAGAUCAAUUCGCGCCGAAUUAUUACAGUUUUUGCUGUUCCUAACGAUGUUGUUUCGUCUUUAUCUGGAAAACCGCAUGAUGUGCUUAAAAACCUCUUGAGGGUUCAUGUUGUUCUUGGUUAUUAUGAUGUCGAAAAGCUUCGUAAUUUGCCAAACGGAACUGUUCAAAUGACGACGUUGUUCCAGAUCACUGGUCGAGCUGUUGAGCAACAGGGUUUCUUGAAAGCUACGGUUUUGAAAACCGGAAAUGUGGUCAUUCGCUCGGCUACUCAAACCUGGGGGGCUAUUUUGCUCAAGUCGGUUGCGGUUGAGCCUUGUCACAUUUCGGUAGUUUCUAUUAGCACCGUCAUCGUCCCUAUGGGGAUGGAUUGUGGGGUUUUAGUUUCGGAUUCAAAUUCGACUUCUCCGGUGGAACCACCUGCCCCCCACUCUGCUGCACGUAGCCCAAAAAUGCCCCUGGUCCCCGCCCCUGGGCCUUCCAAUAGCCCGAAAAUGGUUCCACCAUGGGCUAGCACUCCAAAAGCGGUCCCAUCAAUGGCUCCUAAGCCACUGGCAUCUCAUGAAGGAUCUCCAUCACCUUCUGCAAAUGCACCCGGAGAAUCAUCACUGGCAGGUGCACCGACGGCGGCAGCCUCAGAAUCUCUAGCAAAUGCACCGGGGGCAUCUAGAGAAUCACCCCCCAAGCGUAUAGAUACACCAACAGGAUCACCACCAGCGCCACUCGCCCGACUACCACCUACGCCUUCAGACAGUGGUGGAUCUAAAACCUCCGAUGACCGGGGGCACACAUCGGAUGAUGGGGGCAAGACGGUUGGCAGCAGCGGUUCCAACCUUAGGAUUGUCCUUUGUGUUGUUACAACUCAUGUAAUACUAUCGUCCAUCCAUUUCAUUGUCAAUGCAUAA
Messenger RNA from Cynara cardunculus var. scolymus (artichoke), 1047 nucleotides. Its product is annotated as fasciclin-like arabinogalactan protein 14. Bases 1 to 1047 code for a protein of 348 amino acids. Gene Ontology annotation, cellular component: plasma membrane. The record is from RefSeq and is a predicted model, not a curated record. NCBI's taxonomy places the organism in Eukaryota, Viridiplantae, Streptophyta, Magnoliopsida, Asterales, Asteraceae. The transcript has a single exon.